AUGUCCCAGACACGCACGAUAAAAGAUUACUUCAAGCGUCCGGCCUUUGUGCAAAACGCCAAGUGCAUCCAACCCUCCUCCCCACUCAGUGAUCCGCCCUCCGACCUUUUCGCGUCAUCUCAACAGCUACCGGAUCCUCAGGGUGAGCCUCAGCUAAAAGACACUUUAGCUCGCUCUUCAGACGAUGUCAGGCCUAAUUACUCAGCGCAGCCAAGUCAUGGCAGUAACACCACCUUUCGUCGGAGCUCCUCCCUCGGGGGAAGCUUCAACUCGUCCCAGCGCAUCGUGAAGAAUGGCCAAGAAGUAGUCAUUGACUCCGAUGCGGAGAGUUUCGACUCGAGUGAAUCCUUGGAGACGGCUGACGACCUUCUAAGCAAAUUCUUAGACUUUCCAUCGAAGAAGCGAGAUACAGAGCCACGUUCUAGCAGCCUAGGUCCUUCUUCAAAGCCGGGAAAUCGAAAAAAUCAAAAUCCACGAAAUGUUCGAGCAAUGUCGGAACUUCAGGGACAGAAAUACAAAUUUAGCAUGGAAUCGUUGGUGACAAGUGCUGUGGAUGACGACGAAGCUGAGGCUAGUGUAGCAAAAGCCAAAGCUUUGCUCCAAGGCCAUGACAUGGCCACAUCGACGUUAUCCGAGGUCGCCGUCCCCAAUCUCCGCGAAGAUAUCCUGGCAUCUGCAUUAUCCACAAAUAAUCAGGAAUCUGAUUUCCAGAGACUGUUGAAUGCUGUCAAACGAACGGAGGCUUUUGAACAAGAAAAGUCGUGGUCUUUUUUUGGGGAUCACUUGACUCUGGAGGGGCCCGAAUUUCCAAGAGAUUCUGUUGAUCCUUCAUCCGGAGAGUCAUUCCUACGAGUGCCAUCGGAACCCCGCGAUGAGCUGAGUCUACGAGUUGACACCAAGGAAUACACGCUGCAUAUCUUAUUUAGGUUGGCUUUGGACACGGCUGUCUCAUAUAGCAACCUGGUUAUCGCAACUUUAGAGUCCACAAUAAAUUCUCUGCUGCAAAGCAUACCACAAGAAAAGUUUGAACAGAUUAUGCAACCAUUAAGCAGGUCUGUCUUCAAGGCUGUCAAUGACACAGUAUUUCAGAGUCGGUUACUGGGACAUAUUCUGCCCACAGUUCCCGAGAUUGCACUCUUUCGAUGCCGGUUAGCAAUGGCUUUUUUGUCUAACGACGAAUCUCAAGUUGGGAAACCUAGCGAAGAAAUACUCAGCUUGAGACGAGUAAUCGCUCGUCUAAAAGCCAGACGCUUGGAUAUCAAGCUUCAUAAGAGUAAACUGGCGAGUGAUUACGACUAUAACGAACUCAAAGCCAUCACCUCUCUUUUACAUAUCGUCAUUGACACUGGUCGGGCGACACUCGAGUUUCCGGAUAAGGAAAGCGAACGUCAGUUUAAUGCAGAUGUCGAUGCGCUUGCAGAACAAGUGAAACGAAUAUUUAGCGCUAUCGAGGAUUCUGGAGCAUCCCAUUUGAAAAGAACGGAGGCUAAGCAAGGUCUUGAAGCUCUCCGUUAUCGCAUCAUAUACUCUGUUCGUUCAAGGCAACGAAUAAAGUCACUUUUUGGGCACGAUAACGGCAACGAAGGCUCGCCCGCAAUGAUGAAAACCUGGUUUAACAAAGGAAGGGAGCAAAAAAGGAUCAAGACAGAGAGUCCGGGCGCUUGA
Talaromyces atroroseus is the source of this 1665-nucleotide messenger RNA. RefSeq lists its product as hypothetical. Lineage: Eukaryota; Fungi; Ascomycota; Eurotiomycetes; Eurotiales; Trichocomaceae. The record is from RefSeq and is a predicted model, not a curated record. The coding region runs from base 1 to 1665 and encodes 554 amino acids. The transcript is spliced from 4 exons.